CCUCACCUCACCACACAUUCUUCAAGUUCUACUCUAACCUUUACAAAUUGAUCAAUUGUAGCAUUUAGAGAAAAUGGGACAUCAAGUUUUCUUGUUAUUCGCCUGCACCAUAAUAGCUCUUCUAGCUUCUUGCUCUUUAUUGGUUUCAGCUGAAGUUGUUGAGCAUUCUUUUCAUGUACAAAAUCGUACUAUAACGAGACUGUGCCGUAGACAAGUGAUCACUGCUGUAAAUGGAAGUCUUCCUGGUCCAACCAUACGCGUUAAUGAAGGGGAUACCCUUGUUGUUCACGUGUACAACCAUUCACCGUACAAUCUCACUAUUCAUUGGCAUGGAGUUUUCCAGCUAUUAAGUGGGUGGGCAGAUGGACCCGAAUUUGCGACCCAGUGCCCGAUCCGACCCGGACAUAGCUACACGUACAAGUUUAAAGUAACAGGACAAGAAGGAACUCUAUGGUGGCAUGCACAUGUAUCAUGGCUUAGAGCAACUGUUCAUGGUGCACUCAUUAUUCGUCCUAAAAAGGGCCACUUUUAUCCUUUCCCUAAACCUUACAGAGAAGUCCCUAUUCUCUUAGGAGAAUGGUGGAAUGCUAAUGUUGUGGAUGUGGAGAAUGAAGCGCUAGCAAGUGGUGCUGCACCUAAUAACUCUGAUGCUUACACUAUUAACGGCUGGCCGGGCGAUCUUUACCGUUGCUCUGCUAAUCAAACGUACAAGUUGAAGGUGAAACAUGGGAAAACAUAUCUCCUUCGUAUCAUCAAUGCUGCACUCAAUAACCAACUCUUUUUUAAGAUUGCCAACCAUAAAAUGAAAGUUGUCGCGGUUGAUGCUGCUUACACUGAUCCCUACAUCACUGAUGUAGUUGUCACCGGGCCAGGCCAGACGACAGACGUCCUCUUGACAGCCGAUCAAGUACCGGCGUCGUACUACAUGGCGGCUAAUCCCUAUGCUAGUGCAGCCGGGGUGCCAUUUGACAACACCACAACUAGGGGAAUUAUAGUGUAUGAAGAUGCAUUACCAUCAACUCCCAUAACGCCUAUUUUACCAGCCUUCAAUGACACACCAACAGCCCACAAAUUCUUCACCAACUUAACUGGGCUUGUAACUGGGCCGUUUUGGAUCCCUCCACCUCGCAAAGUAGAUGUACGCAUGUUUAUUACUAUUGGGCUGGGCCUAACUGCUUGUGAUAGAUCAGGAAAAAAUGCAACAUGUGCAGGCCCAAACGGACAACGAUUUGCUGCUAGCAUGAACAAUGCAUCUUUCCAGUUCCCCAACAAGCUUUCAAUGUUGGAGGCCUUUUUCCACAAUGUUGAUGGAAUCUACACCACUGAUUUUCCAGACAAACCACCAUUGAAAUUUGACUACACCAACCCAAAUAAUAGCAUGAACAGUGCUAUUAUAAUGACCAAAAAGUCCACAAAGGUGAAAAAACUUAAGUUUAAUUCCACAGUUGAGAUUAUGUUCCAAAACACUGCUUUUAUUGGAAUAGAAAAUCAUCCUAUUCACUUGCAUGGAUUCAAUUUCUAUGUCUUGGCCCAAGGCUUUGGCAAUUAUAACCCUGCAGUCGAUCGGAAAAAAUUCAACCUUGUUAAUCCACAAGAACGUAACACAAUUGGCGUUCCAGUUGGAGGAUGGGCUGUCAUUAGAUUUCGUGCAAAUAAUCCAGGUGUCUGGUUGAUGCAUUGUCAUUUGGAUGUUCACUUACCUUGGGGUUUAGCCACAGCUUUUGUUGUUGAAAAUGGGCCAACACCAUCAACUAGGCUACCUCCUCCUCCACCAGAUCUACCUAAAUGCUAGAUUAUUGAUUUCCUCCUUUGAUUUUUUUAUUUGAGUGAUUUAUAUGAUUCUUGUUAAUUUCAUUUUAUUUUCCAACUGUACAAGUGAGUCAUUUGUUUUCAUGUCAUUCUUUGACUUGUUAAACAAAUAUUAGUGCAUUUAGUUAUUUCAUUCUUUAAGAUUCUGUAAAGUGUAAUGUAUCAUCCUAGUGCUCUUUCAUUAUGAUUGAAUAAGAUAUUGUUUUGGGAUUCCCAUUAUACACUAAAUAGUCAUAUUUUACUUUUUCAA
This is a messenger RNA of Capsicum annuum, 2059 nucleotides long. RefSeq names its product laccase-7. The transcript has 6 exons. Lineage: Eukaryota; Viridiplantae; Streptophyta; Magnoliopsida; Solanales; Solanaceae. Gene Ontology annotation, molecular function: copper ion binding; hydroquinone:oxygen oxidoreductase activity. The coding region runs from base 74 to 1792 and encodes 572 amino acids. The record is from RefSeq and is a predicted model, not a curated record. Gene Ontology annotation, biological process: lignin catabolic process. Gene Ontology annotation, cellular component: apoplast.